AUGUGCAAGGUAUUGCCAAUUUUUACAGGGAAGGAGGAAGACUCAGCAAGAAGCCAUGGCAAACAGUCCCAAUGCACAAGUCUUCUCACAAACGACAAUGUGUACAAUGUCCUCGGAUGGAACUGGACGACCCCUGGUAGAGUGUAUCAGGAAACAAAGUCCACUCGAAGUGGACCUGGGGGCUUGAAAGAAACAAGACAUGCAGUAACUGACACAAGGGCUGGUACAAAGCGUAUGGCCAUUGGCCAUCAUCUUGGAGAAAGGGGGCAUGUUGUUGAACGCACCCAGGACAUGCGCAACAAUCAGAUUGAAGAGAAUCAAGAUUUCAUUAACAUUGAAGAAGAGGAGGCAGAUCAGUUUGAGCAAGAUUGGGAGUGCAUGGCUCGAAGGGCUGCACCAGUGCAUUCCCGACCAUAUGAUCCUCAUCGACCUGCUCUCACUUACCAUCGUCAACCUCGGCAAGCUGCUCUACCUGCCCCUCCCAGAGAUGAGACUGAGGUGGAAGAAGAGGCAGUUCCAAGUGACUCCAGCUUGAGAGCCACCAAUAAGAGCGAGAGCGUGAGAGGGAACGAGAGCGACGACUUCAUCGCACCCGAAAACAUCAACAUCAACAUCAUCAUGGUCACUCUCAUCAUCAUAACUGAUGAAUGGUCCAUGGAAAAAGUAGAUGUUGCUUCUGGGAAGCUGAUCUGGAAAGAAAAGAAAAGAAAGGAAAAAUUGCUGCCACUGAAAACUCUUCUUGUGACUGCCGAAUUCCAAAAUGAAGACAAUAGGCAAAACAUCUAUAAGUAUCAGAAUUCUUUGUAUUCUCUCCUCUCAAAUCUGUCAUCAGAUCCAAGUAGUAUCCCUACUUCUUCUGCUGAUGAAACUGAAGUCUCCCAUCUCCCUUGGUCUGCUGUGAUAGACCCUGGAGCAUUCCGUAAGGAAACAGCCAAGAAGGAAGAAAAGAAAAAAGAGGGUCCUGUAUACUGUGAAAUUUGCAACAUUGAAGUGACAAGCCGGCUCACAUAUGAGAAGCACAUUGAAGGUGCCAAGCACAUGAAGAAAUUGAUGACACUGGAGAAGCAGAACAUGGAGAGCCUGGGAGUGAGCAAAGAGGUUGCUCCUGUCUCAGUGGAGGCUCUGUCUGCAUCCCACGAAACAGCUUCAGAUCACCCUUCAGAUGACCUUCAUACCCUCAUCCAAGAGGCUGAAGAGCCUAGGGAAGUGAUGGGUAGAACAGGGCUGAAAAAGAAUGAAAUCUUUCAACUUUCUGAGGAGAUAGAGCACCAAGAAGGGAGAGAGUUCAAAUUACGGAGCUUCAAAGGUCCAGUUGAGCCCUCAGAGGAAGACUCCCAGGAAGAGGCAGCAUCACAUUCUGAUGAUCAGCACUCUUCCAAGGAACAGCACCAUACUGACGCUGCUCCAGUGGACAUCCUUUCCUUCCCACAUCUUGCAUUCCUUAGAAAGCUAACGUCCUAUAACAUCAAUAGUGAGAAGGAUGUACACUUGGCUGUGAGCCUGGCUCUCCCACUUUCAAAAGCCAUGCUGGAUUAUGUGGAGAGGACUCAACCCAUUGAGACUGUGGAGGCAUGGAAAGGGGUUCACGAACGAGUGGAGAAGCUGAGUCGGACACAGUGGGUUGAAGGGAAGAUCCAGUUAGAGCCAGAACUACCUCUGGUGACACAAGUUUCUUCUCCAGCUGUGAGAGAUGCUCUUCCCACUCCCCUUCUUCCUCUCUGGCAGGCUCCUCUACCCAUUGUCAAGCAUGGGCCUAUCACUUCCAUAUCAAAGCUCAAGGAAAGACCCAAGGAAGAGAAGCUAAAAAAAGACAAGAAGGAGAAGAAGAAAAAGAGGAAAAGCAAAGAAAAGGAGCGAGAUAGGGGAAAGGAGGGAGAGAAAGACAAGGGAGGAUCAGCAUCACCUUGUAAUGUCUCAACAUAUACCCUAGGAAGUGUUUCGCAUCCACCAAACUUAAGAGAUGUUGGGAAGGUAGGAGAGAGACCCCUGACACCAUAUCAUCUGAUCCCUCCAGAGCAGACAGCAAGGGAGACACAGGAAAUGUACUGCUCUGAUGAGAUGCCUGAAACAAAGGUUUAUUAUGAGUCAGAACAGUCUACGGCUCUCAAUCUGUCCCACUCCAGGAAUCAGAGUCCUGAGGAAUAUAUGCAAGACCUAGCUAACUCAUUGGGCAAAAAGAAGCUAGUUCCGUCCUGAUCCUAGUUUUUUUCCUUGUUGCCUUUUUCAUGUUCAUCUGCCAUGUUGGUAAAUUUUCGUGAAGUGCAUGUUAUUGAAUAAAUUGUUAAAAUUGUUU
Molecule: messenger RNA, 2293 nt
Organism: Darwinula stevensoni
Lineage: Eukaryota; Metazoa; Arthropoda; Ostracoda; Podocopida; Darwinulidae
Source: the annotation of a GenBank genome assembly